Molecule: messenger RNA, 1546 nt
Organism: Macaca mulatta (Rhesus monkey)
Lineage: Eukaryota; Metazoa; Chordata; Mammalia; Primates; Cercopithecidae
Source: RefSeq, a predicted model, not a curated record
CUAAAGCUAGGCCCUGAGGACAUCCAAGGAUAGUUAGGAAAAAACUACCAUUACCACUGACUUUCUUGAUCGAAUCCUAAGCAAUCAGGGCAUUUCUAUUUCUGCUUCAUCUAGCAGGAGUAACAAAUACAUUCAACUAAGAUGUCAACUCUAAUUGAUUGGAUCUACCUGGAGCACAGAGUAGUGAACACCGUGAGGACACUUCUGGUUCAGACAGAACAUGCACCACUAUUGUUUAGCAGUGCCUGUCAAGGGCAUGGAAUGGAGUGGCUACAUAGCUAUUUGCCAUCCUUGGCAAUCAUUCCUUGGUCUCUGGUUACUUUAAGCCUACAUCGAGUCUUGGUGUUUUUUCCCCCCAUUUCUAAAGGAGUGGAGAUCAGAAAAAGAACAAAAGAACAACAGUAGCUACCCCAUAUGUUGAACUCUCAUGGUGUUAGAAUGAAGGGAAAGUAGCUUUGUUCUCAAAUUGCCCUUUCAUGGCUAAGAAUGAGCAUCAGCCUAUUGUACUGGCUCUCAGCUUCCACAGUGCAUCAGAAUAGCCCAGCUUUCCGCGCUACCUACAGAGGGGUCCAUACGGCGUUGUUCUGGAUUCCCGUCGUAACUUAAAGGGAAACUUUCACAAUGUCCGGAGCCCUUGAUGUCCUGCAAAUGAAGGAGGAGGAUGUCCUUAAGUUCCUUGCAGCAGGAACCCACUUAGAUGGCACCAAUCUUGACUUCCAGAUGGAGCAGUACAUCUAUAAAAGGAAAAGUGAUGGCAUCUACAUCAUAAAUCUGAAGAGGACCUGGGAGAAGCUUCUGCUGGCGGCUCGUGCCAUUGUUGCCAUUGAAAACCCUGCUGAUGUCAGUGUUAUAUCCUCCAGGAAUACUGGCCAGAGGGCCGUACUGAAGUUUGCUGCUGCCACUGAAGCCACUCCAAUUGCUGGCCGCUUCACUCCUGGAACCUUCACUAACCAGAUCCAGGCAGCCUUCCGGGAGCCACGGCUUCUUGUGGUUACUGACCCCAGGGCUGACCACCAGCUUCUCACGGAGGCAUCUUAUGUUAACCUACCUACCAUUGCUCUGUGUAACACAGAUUCUCCUCUGCGCUAUGUGGACAUUGCCAUCCCAUGCAACAACAAGGGAGCUCACUCAGUGGGUUUGAUGUGGUGGAUGCCAGCUCGGGAAGUUCUGCGCAUGCGUGGCACCAUUUCCCGUGAACACCCAUGGGAGGUCAUGCCUGAUCCGUACUUCUACAGAGAUCCUGAAGAGAUUGAAAAAGAAGAGCAGGCUGCUGCUGAAAAGGCAGUGACCAAGGAGGAAUUUCAGGGUGAAUUGACUUCUCCAGCUCCUGAGUUCACUGCUACUCAGCCUGAGGUUGCAGACUGGUCUGAAGGUGUGCAGGUGCCCUCUGUGCCUAUUCAGCAGUUCCCUACUGAAGACUGGAGUGCUCAGCCUGCCACGGAAGACUGGUCUGCAGCUCCCACUGCUCAGGCCACUGAAUGGGUAGGAGCAACCACUGAAUGGUCUUAAGCUGUUCUUGCACGGGCUCUUAAGCAACAUGGAAAAA